AUGACCGACAUUGAGAUUGAGAGUCUCGGCAGCACCAUUGACCACGACAGCUGUGUGGACUCCAUCGACUUGAAAGCAAGACAUACGAACACGCUCGGCAGCGUUCAACUGCGGAAUCCUAUCACAAAUGACAUUAUACUCGUGCCGACUCCUUCAAAGGACCCCAAUGAUCCCUUGAAUUGGUCGAGAAGCUACCGAGUCUACAUUGCCAUAAUUUCAUGUGCAGCCAUUUUCAUGGCGCAAUUCCUAGCGGCUGGACCCAGCGUGGACAUGAUUGCAAUUAUACACGAUUUAUUUGGUCUCACAUCAACAGAUCCAGGAUUCUCAUCCGCGUUGUCCAAAAUGUCAUACGCAUUUAGUGGCACCUCUUUGGCCCAGGGCAUGUCAAAUCUUUUCUACAUGCCCCUUAUAAUCAAAUAUGGACGUCGACCGAUUUAUAUCAUUUCGUUCGCGAUAUAUGGUGGAUGUGCUCUAUGGGCAGGUCUGGCUGGGACUUACGAGCAAGAGCUGGCAGCCCGACUCAUCAUGGGAUUUGCAGGUGGCUCGGCUGAAUGUCUCGCACCUCUUACCAUCGCCGAUAUUUUCUUUCUCCAUGAGCGUGGCCGAAUGAUGAGUUACUACGCCGCAGCACUGUCUUGUGGCGUUUCCGGCGGCAUUAUUCUUUCUGGGUUGAUCACAAUCCACCAAAGCUGGCGGGUGAUAUACUACGUCGCAGCCGGAAUGAUUUGGGCCUUGGUCAUCCUCAUCACCUUCACCAUGCCCGAGACAGCAUAUCAACGAACCUACCCCGACAUUGCAGAUCUCACAGAAGAAACCGAAGCAGACCCAAGCAAAGUCCAAGUUUCCCAUGCCGAGACUGGAAUUCCAGAUAAAAAGACCUAUGCCGAGUCAAUGCGCCUCUUCAAUCCUAAAUUUACGGAUGAGUCUCUGCUAACCCUCUUUUGGCGUCCCGUGCCCGUCCUGUUCCUUCCAUCUGUGAUGUGGGGAACACUUUGCAUGUCUGUUUGUAUCGGCACAUUCGUGGCAGUCGUCUCAAAUUAUGCGACAGCCUUCACGAAUACAUAUGGAUGGUCAACAUGGCAAUGCGGCAUGGCUUAUGUCGCCGCUCUCAUCGGUGCAUUUGUUGGUGUUUACGGCGGAGGCUGGCUCUCAGAUAAAGUUGCAGAUUUCUUGACGCAGAGACGGGAUGGUAUGCGUGAGCCAGAGAUGCGUUUACCAACUAUGACCCUGUCUCUGAUUCUUUGCCCAUUGUCCCUGGUACUCUACGGGGUUGGCAUUCAAAACUCUUUACACUGGAUUGUUCCAGUUCUGGGCCUGGGAUUGCUUGGAUUCGUGAUUACACAAGUGAGCAAUAUCGCUAUCGUGUAUGCGGUUGAUGCCCACAGGCCAAUUGCGGGUGAAGUGGUCGUAUCGCAACUCAGCUUCAAAGCGGCCUUUGGCUUUUUGCUAUCUUUUUACACAAAUCCAUGGAUUGAUUCAGCAGGUUAUAUCAACUCAUUUGGCGCAUUGGCGGGUAUCUGUGCGGCCAUUUUGAUUCUGUGGAUUCCCUUGUUCUUUUGGGGUAAACAGAUUCGAGUAUGGAGCUUGGGAUUGAGAAUUAUGAAGGGUGUUCGCUGGGGCGAGGACCGAGAAGUUGGAGAGUAA
Penicillium verhagenii is the source of this 1644-nucleotide messenger RNA. RefSeq lists its product as uncharacterized. Gene Ontology annotation, biological process: transmembrane transport. The transcript is spliced from 4 exons. Gene Ontology annotation, molecular function: transmembrane transporter activity. The record is from RefSeq and is a predicted model, not a curated record. Bases 1 to 1644 code for a protein of 547 amino acids. NCBI's taxonomy places the organism in Eukaryota, Fungi, Ascomycota, Eurotiomycetes, Eurotiales, Aspergillaceae.